Molecule: messenger RNA, 351 nt
Organism: Trichomonas vaginalis G3
Lineage: Eukaryota; Parabasalia; Trichomonadida; Trichomonadidae
Exons: 1
Coding region: 1-351 (116 amino acids)
Source: RefSeq, a predicted model, not a curated record
AUGGAUUUGGAAUUCAAUGUCUUUGCCCAACGUCGAGUCCUUGAUCAACAUGGUAUUACCAAAGAAAAGUUCAUUGAAGAUGUUGAUACCUUAUUUGAUUCACAAAAUCAAGAUCAAGAUGUAAUUGUUAGUCUACCUUACUUGCUGAUGGUCAAAGAAAAAUUGAUGAAUAGUUUGAAAUAUCCUGAAUCAGAAAUUUUUCGAAUGAUCUAUAAUCAAAAUUUUAUGGGACAUUGUUUCUCAGACAUGCCAUUAAAGGAGUUCCAUGAAGAAAUAGACAAAGCCAUUGAGAAAUACUUCUUCUCGCUUCCAAAAGAAGAUGAGGUACCAAAAGAAUCAGAAGAGGAAUGA